AAGGCCCAGGUGGAAGGAAGUCUUGACCGUGGUGGAUUAGUUCCUGACAGCAGCAGGAGGGAAUGGUGGAGAGGGGUAUCAGACGAAAUAACAGGACAAUUUCCUAUCAAGACGGCCCAGUAAAAAAUAUUUAAUAGCUUCUCAAGCCCUGCCAUUACAGCCAGUCAACUGCAUAGAGCUCCUCUAGUUGAGAUGAAGCCCAGAAGAAGUCCUGCCUGGCCCAUCACAGAGUCUAUGACACUACCUUAAGUUUUAGGAGGACAAUGACAAAAUAAAGUGGAAGAGUGGAGGACCGCACCCCCCAGCAUCCCCCAAAAGCAGCAUGGCAGGACUCCAGCUGGUCACCCCCGCCUCCAAUCCCAUGGGGCCUUUCUUUGGUCUCCCGUGGCAACAGGAGGCCAUCCACGACAACAUCUACACGCCUAGGAAAUAUCAGGUUGAACUUCUUGAAGCAGCUCUUGAACACAAUACUAUUGUCUGCUUAAAUACUGGCUCAGGGAAGACCUUUAUUGCAGUACUCCUAACUAAAGAGCUCUCCCACCAAAUCCGGGGAGACUUAGCCGAACACGGGAAGAGGACAGUUUUCCUGGUGAAUGCAGCAUCGUCUGUGAUUCAGCAAGCAGCUAGUGUUAGGACCCACUCUGAUCUCCAGGUUGGAGAAUACAUGAGUGUGGAGAAGACCUCAUCAUGGUCCAGGGAAAAGUGGAGCCAAGAAAUGAUCGAAAAUCAGGUGCUCGUUAUGACAUGCCAUAUCUUCCUGCAUGUGCUGAAGAGUGGAGUGUUGCCACUAUGGAAACUCAACCUGGUGGUGUUUGAUGAGUGUCACCUGGCAAUCACGGAUCAUCCCUACCGGGAUAUAAUGAAGCUAUGUGAGGGCUGUCCGUGCAGCCCUCGGAUCCUGGGCCUCACUGCGUCCAUUCUGAAUGGUAAAUGUGACCCGUCUGAACUGGAGCAAAAGAUCCAGAACCUGGAGCGGAUCCUGCGGAGCAAUGCAGAGACCGCUACUGACCUUGUUGUCCUCGACAGAUAUGCCUCCCAGCCCAGAGAGGUGGUACUGGACUGUGGACCCUACCUGGACAAGAGCGGCCUCUCAGAGCAUCUACUGAGCGAGCUGGAUGAGGCUCUCCACUUCCUCAACGACUGCAACAUACCUGUGCCUCGAGAGGACAGAGACCCCACCUUCAUAUCCAAACAGGUGCUGAGUGACUGCCGGGCGGUGCUGCUGGUGCUGGGGCCAUGGUGUGCCGACAAGGUGGCUGGCAUCAUGGUGAGGGAGUUGCAGAAGUACAUUAAACACGAACAGGAAGAGAUCAACAGGAAGUUCCUGCUCUUCACCGACACCAUCCUGAGGAAGGUCCACGCCCUGUGUGAGGAACACUUCUCCCCGGCCUCUCUGGACCUGAAGUUUGUGACCCCGAAGGUCAUCCGUCUCCUGGAGAUCCUCCAUGAGUACAAGCCCUUCGAGAGGCAGCAGUUUGAGAGUGUGGAGUGGUACAACAACCGCAACGAGGACAACUACGUGUCGUGGAGUGACUCGGAGGAUGAAGACGAGGAUGAGGAGGUGGAGGUGAAGGAGAAACCCGAGGCUAACUUCCCCUCGCCUUUCACCAACAUCCUUUGUGGGAUCAUCUUCGUUGAGAGGCGCUACACGGCCGUCGUCCUCAACCGGCUGAUAAAGGAGGCGGGGAAGCAGGACCCAGAGCUGGCCUACAUCAGCAGUAACUUCAUCACAGGACACAGCAUCGGCAAGAACCAGCCACGUAACAAGCAGAUGGAGGUGGAGUUCAGGAAACAGGAAGAGGUUCUGCGUAAGUUUCGUGCCCACGAGACCAACCUGCUCAUAGCGACCAGCAUCGUGGAGGAAGGGGUAGAUAUUCCCAAGUGUAACCUGGUGGUGAGGUUUGACUUGCCCACUGAGUACAGGUCCUACGUUCAGUCUAAAGGCAGAGCCAGAGCUCCUGUCUCCAACUACAUCAUGCUGGCUGAAAGUGAGAGGACCAAGACCUUCGAGGAAGACCUGAAGACCUACAAGGCCAUAGAGAAGAUCCUGAGAAACAAGUGUUCCAAGGCAGCGGGGGUCAGUGACUUUGAGGUGGAACCGGUGCUGGAUGAUGACAACAUCCUGCCACCUUACGUGCUCCGCUCUGAGGAAGGAGGGCCCCGCGUCACCAUCAACACGGCUAUCGGACACAUCAACAGAUACUGUGCCCGUCUGCCCAGUGACCCGUUUACCCACUUGGCACCCAAGUGUAAGACGAAGGAGCUGAAGGAUGGGCGCUACCAGUCAACCCUCUACCUGCCCAUCAAUUCCCCUCUACGGGUGCCCGUUGCUGGGCCAAUAAUGAACUGUGCACGACUGGCAGAGAAGGCAGUGGCACUACUUUGUUGUGAAAAUCUUCACAAAAAAGGUGAGUUGGAUGACCACUUGAUGCCUGUGGGGAAAGAGACAGUGAAGUAUGAGGAGGAACUGGAUCUCCAUGACGAGGAGGAGACCAGUGUUCCAGGCAGACCAGGAUCCACCAAGAGAAGGCAGUGCUACCCUAAAGCUAUACCAGAGUGUCUUCGGGACAGUUACCCUGUACCGGAGCGGUCUUACUACCUGUAUGUGAUCGGCAUGGUCCUCACCACCCCUCUGCCUGAUGAGCUCAACUUCCGGCGCAGGAAGCUCUACCCUCCAGAGGACACUACCAGGUGCUUUGGCAUCCUGACCGCCAAACCUAUACCUCGGAUCCCCCACUUUCCUGUGUACACGCGGUCUGGCGAGGUGACCAUCUCGAUGGAGCUCCAGAAGGCUGGGUUCACUCUAAGUGCUGUCCAACUGGACCUGAUCACCAGACUACACCAGUACAUAUUCUCUCACAUCCUCCGCCUGGAGAAACCUGCUCUGGAGUUCAAUCCCACGCAGGCCGACUCGGCCUACUGCGUUCUACCUCUCAAUGUUGUUGAGGAUUCCAACACUCUAGAUUUGGACUUUAAAUUCAUGGAGGACAUAGAGAAGUCAGAGGCUCGUAUUGGCAUUCCUACCACCCAGUACACCAAGCAGAACCCCUUCACCUUCAAACUGGAAGACUACCAGGACGCUGUCAUCAUUCCACGGUAUCGUAACUUUGACCAGCCUCACCGCUUCUACGUGGCUGACGUUUACACAGACCUCACACCUCUCAGCAGGUUUCCAUCGCCGGAGUACCAGACGUUUGCUGAGUACUACAAAACCAAGUACAACCUGGACCUGUCCAACGUAAACCAGCCACUACUAGACGUAGACCAUACCUCGUCACGCCUGAACCUGUUAACCCCUCGCCACCUGAACCAGAAGGGGAAAGCCCUGCCCCUCAGCAGUGCAGAGAAGAGGAAGGCCAAGUGGGAGAGUCUACAGAACAAACAGAUCCUGGUCCCAGAGCUGUGUGCCAUCCACCCCAUCCCAGCCUCUCUGUGGAGGAAGGCUGUGUGUCUCCCCAGCAUUCUGUAUCGCCUUCACUGCCUGCUCACAGCCGAGGAGCUGCGGGCCCAGACGGCCAGCGACGCUGGAGUAGGAGCUCAGACCCUGCCCUCUGACUUCAGAUAUCCAAACCUGGACUUUGGAUGGAAGAAGUCCAUCGACAGUAAGUCAUUCAUCUGUCUGCGUGAUGAGGAAGAGGAGGAGGGGGAAGAGGACAGCGGUGACGAUAACUGUAAACAACAGGGCCAGACUGUAGCCACUGACCCUGGCCUUGCUGCUGCUGUUUCCCAGCAACCCUGUAGUGACUGUCAUGUCUCCUCGCGGCCUGAGGGGGACGACGUCGGCCAACACCCCGAAGAUGACAGACCAGAGGAGGAGCAGCCAGACUCCGCCUCCUGCACCAGCAUCCUCACUAACGGCACUGCCCCAUUUGCCAAUGACAACAGUGACCACGCACACCUUCACAACGGACGUGACAACUGCCAAUGCCUCCCGGCUGGUUCUGGCUUGCCACUGGAGACUGAAAAAGAAGUGUCAACAACAACACAAACCACUACCUCAGUUGUUCCUGUUCAGCCCUCUCUUAGCAUCAAGAACCAGAAUCUAACCCCAACACCACCCCGGACCCAGUCUCAGCCCCAGCCACGGACCCAGCCCCGGACCCAGCCUCAGCCCCAGCCACGGACCCAGCCCCGGACCCAGCCUCAACCCCCUCAGCCCCGGACUCAGCCUCAACCUCCUCAGCCCCAGUCCCCUCAGCCCCAGCCUCAACCCCCUCAGCCCCAGCCACAGGCCCAGCCUCAGCCCCCUCAGCCCCCGCCUAAACCCCCUCAGCCCCAGCCAGGGACCCAGCCUCAACCCCCUCAGCUCCAGCCAGGGACCCAGCCUCAACCCUCUCAGCCCCCGCUUCAACCCCCUCAGACCCAGCCAGGGACCCAGCCUCAACCCCCUCAGACCCAACCAGGGACCCAGCUUCAACCCCCUCAGCUCCAGCCUAGCGAUGAAUGUAGACCAGGGAGGACCUCAGAGCUCCGUGAGGGCGACGGACACCACGUGAAUCAAGCUACCUCAGACUGCUGCAGCCCAGCAACAGUGACGGUGCCCGCCGGCACCACUCCCAUCACCACAGCACCUUUACCUGACCCCUCAGAGGCCCUAGAGACCCAGGAGAUCACCACCAGUAGCUCUGUCGGGGGUGAUACCAUUGGCCCCUGCCCCAAGACCCUGGGGCCCAACCCUGGUCUCAUCCUUCAGGCCCUGACCCUGUCCAACGCCAGUGACGGCUUCAACCUGGAGCGUCUGGAGAUGCUGGGAGACUCGUUUCUGAAGCACGCCAUCACCACCUACCUGUUCUGUACCUACCCCGACGCACAUGAGGGACGACUCUCCUACAUGAGGAGCAAGAAGGUGAGCAACUGUAACCUGUAUCGUCUGGGGAAGAAGAAAGGUCUUCCUAGCAGGAUGGUGGUGUCCAUCUUUGACCCGCCGGUCAACUGGCUGCCUCCUGGCUACGUGGUAAACCAGGACAAGAGCAGCGAAGACAAAUGGGACGAGGAUGAGGCCAAACAGGACCUCUUGGCCAACGGUAGUGCUGGAGAGGAGUUGUUUGUGGAGGAGCUAGGGGAGGAGGUUCUGGAGGAGGAUGAAGAUCUGAUGUGGAAGGAGCCUAAAGACGAGGUCAACGUGGAGGACGACCUGGAGUACUACCAUGAGCACAUCAAGUUCAUCGACAACAUGCUCAUUGGCUCCGGUGCCUUUGGCAAGAAGAUUUCCCUUGGUACCUUCCCUCCUGCCCCUGCCCCCGCCCCCGCCGCCCCCGCCACCCCUGGCCGAAGCCCCAGCCCCUCUGCCCGCUCCUCCUCCCCUGCAGCUGAGCCCAGCUACGGGGAGUGGAAACCCCCCAAGAAACCUGUCCCGGUCCCCACCCCCCACUACCCCUCAGAGCCUAGCGGUGGUGGCUCAGCAGAUGAGUUUGACUACAGCUCGUGGGACGCCAUGUGUUACCUGGACCCUAGUAAGGCGGGGGAGGAAGAUGAUUUCGUGGUGGGUUUCUGGAACCCGUUGGAGGAGAACUGCGGGGCGGAGCUGGGGAAACAGUCCAUCUCCUAUGACCUGCACACGGAGCAGUGCAUCGCUGACAAGAGCAUCGCUGACUGUGUGGAGGCCUUGCUGGGCUGCUAUCUCACCAGCUGUGGGGAGAGGGCUGCUCAGAUGUUCCUCUGCUCACUGGGACUCAAGGUGUUACCGGUGGAGAGGAGGAGGCUGAAGGAGAAGGGCGGGGUCACAGAGGUCGCCAACCUUGACCUCCAGUAUGGCUGGCUGAAGAUCCCACCCCGCUGUAUCUUCGACCACCCGGACGCCGAGCGCACCCUCAACCACCUCAUCUCCGGCUUUGAGAACUUUGAGAGGAAGAUCUGCUACACCUUCCAGAACAAGGCCUACCUGCUGCAGGCCUUCACUCACGCCUCCUACCAUUACAACACCAUUACAGAUUGUUACCAGAGACUUGAGUUUCUUGGCGAUGCAAUUUUAGACUACCUCAUAACGAAGCACCUUUAUGAAGACCCGCGCCAACACUCUCCCGGCGUGCUCACAGACCUGCGCUCGGCGUUGGUCAACAACACCAUCUUCGCCUCCCUGGCCGUCCAGUACGACUUCCACAAGUACUUCAAGGCUGUGUCGCCCGAGCUGUUUCACGUCAUCGACGACUUUGUGCAAUUCCAGCUGGAGAAGAACGAGAUGCAAGGCAUGGACUCUGAGCUGCGGCGCUCAGAGGAAGACGAGGCGAAAGAGGAGGACAUUGAGGUCCCCAAGGCAAUGGGAGACAUAUUUGAGUCACUAGCCGGAGCAAUUUACAUGGAUAGCAGGAUGUCACUGGAGACAGUGUGGCAAGUGUAUUAUCCAAUGAUGAGGCCACUUAUAGAGAAAUUCUCAGCUAAUGUCCCUCGCUCUCCAGUGCGGGAGCUGUUGGAGAUGGAGCCUGAGACAGCCAAAUUCAGCCCUGCGGAACGGACGUAUGACGGGAAGGUCCGUGUAACAGUGGAGGUUGUGGGCAAAGGCAAGUUCAAAGGCGUGGGCCGCAGCUACCGGAUCGCCAAGUCUGCCGCCGCACGCCGGGCCCUGCGCAGCCUCAAAGCCAACCAACCUCAGGUCCCAAACAACUGAGCUUCACACGCUAACUAGCUAGCUACUGGUGCUAGCUACUGAUACUAACCAGUAGCUACCAGUGCUAGCAACUGAUGCUAUCUACAACUGUCGCUAGCCAGUAGCCACUGAUACUAGCUAGCUACUGAUGUUAGCUAGUCGCCACUGAUGCUAACUACUGAUGCUAACCAGUAGCUACCAGUGCUAGCAACUGAUGCUAGCUACCAACACAGUGCAGCAUUAGUCCUGUAUCUUCAGCCCACAAUGGCACAACCAGGGCAGCCAGGGAACGUUCUGUGGAGACAUGGGGAAGUGACAACGAGAGCUGAUCUAGUUGUAACGGAUUUCACAUUACAUUUUUUUUGUUGUUGUUGCAAACACAAUCUUUACUUUCCUUCUGUUCUCUGCUUUGUGUAAUCACGAGAGUGCUUUAUUAACAUAUAGCAAAGUGUUAAAAAGAAAAAAAAGUCAGGUGUCGCUUUGUUUAUUUCUCACUUUUUCUUAAUUAUAUAUAAUUAUUUUUGACUUGUUUUGUUUUGUUUAACUUUUGCUUUGUGUCAGUGAGAUAUUAGGCGUAUGCGUAUUAUGAGUAGUAUUAGAUUUGUACAUAGUUCAAAUCAAAGGUGUAAAUCAAAAAAUACGAAAAACGCUAUACUCCUCAGUGUGUGCACUAGUGCCAGUUUUUUUUAAAGCGGUUUUUUAAAUGCUAUUGCUAAGGACAUGGCAAACAGAGGCCAGACCACUGGUGAAGACAACCAGUGUGGCCCACCUCUGUCUGAACUCUGUCUUGAGAUGGUAUUCUUAGGAUGCGUCUAAAAUGGCACCCUAUCCCCAAUAUAGGACCCUAUAGGCCCUGGUCAAAAGUAGUGGACUAUAUAGGGAAUAGGGUGCCAUUUGGGAUGUACCCUCAGUCAUUAUUGCACUUAUUCCAUUAGGGUCUGUUAUGUUAAGAAUUGUGUGGUCGGAUGGACAACAAAAUCCCAUACGUAACAAUAUAUAUACAUUUAUGAUGAAAUAUAAAUAUUAUUUGCCUUACAUACUAAGGCCCUCCCUCGUAUCCUGAAAAAAAGAAUAGGAAUUCAACAUUCCCGGUUACUGUAAAUUAAAAAUAGUUUUUAAACAGCACUCGAGGAUGCAUGUUUGUGUAGCUUAUGUAUUAAUAACCAUGGCAACUGGAUGGCUUAUAUAAACAUUAUAAAUAUAUCAAUAUAUCUAGAGCAAACAGAAAGAGAUAUUAAAUGUUUAUUAUUAUGACAUAAGUCGACAACUUUGGUCUCAAGUAAUGUCUUUUGGAUACCAAGAUUGAGCAUCUUUAUUUUGAUGGUCAUUUUGUAAGACACAGAGCACCUUUUCAGUACAGUUUUUAGGACACAGGCAACGUUGUUGUUGUUCAACAGAAUCGUGGUUCACACAUCCCUUCACUUACCAAAGCUAAUGCAGAUGUCAUGCUACAGGGUUGCACAUGUGAAGUCAGUUCCUGCGGAUGUUUAAUGAUUUACUUCAAACACAUGAUGUGACACAGCUUCCACAUUGUGACUACAUAGCCUCUUAGACUAAAUGUCUUUAUUUCCUCUCAGUAGUAUCAAUAAGCCCUCUUCACUUGAAUACCUCAGUUGAUUGCAUGCAUUCUCUCUUUUUUUUGGGUGCUAUGUUUUUUGUUGUAUUAACCUUGAAUUUCUCAUCCUUUUUGCACUGUAACUAUAAUACCUCUUUCUUUGACCUUUUUAAAUCUGUCAGUUGGGUUGGUUGUCCUGUUCUAGCAGCCGUCAAGCUGUACGGGUCUAGUUCUUCUUCCUCCCCUCUUGGUUUAAUGCUUGGAAGAUUUGGUAAAACCUGAAGGUAUUCUCAUUCUGCACAAACAUAAGCCUAAAGUAAUGUUGAGCAUCAGUCCUCUUCAAAUGAAGAAUACAUGAAUUAGCAAUUAUAAGAUAGAGGGGGCCUCCUGUACUGUAGCUUGUUGAAGUAAACCGAUUGCACUCUAUAUCGCUCACUGUGUGUUGCCAGCCCAGUCGUAAUGUAGGUCGAAGGCCUCUGCAGACUGUACGUCGGGUUCAGUCUUUUACGAUUGUCACAUGUCACACUGUGCGAUGUUACCAAAUUAAAAUAUUGAUAUCAACCUUGUCAGAUUGGACGAUUUGCUUCAGUUCUGUCGUCACAUUCUGUGAUUGGCUUGAGAGGCUAGGUCAGCAGACGUAGGCUAUGUCAACUACAGCAGUGUAUUUGAUCUAUGCUCAUGCGCGAGUUCAGAAAAACUGAAAGUAUGCAUAGUUUUCACAUGCAAACUUUAUAUGUCCGUACUCAGAAUCAAAUAGGCUUCCCCCGAAAUAACAUGGUCGCUGUGGUAGAACAUUUAUUUUGAUUUGCGAUUUUGUGCAUUUAUCAAAAUCCCAUCAGUUAGCCCGAUUUUCAGAUGUGUCAUGUAAACAAGAAUAUUAUGGAAAUCGUUCUUCUUGCACAGUAUGUAAACGUUUAAAUCGAACUAUUAUAUUAAUCUGACUAUUCACAAUAAUCGUAUUAUUGUGUGCAUACUCAGUGCCGGCCCGUGUUCCUAUUGGUCAGUCACCGGGAUCAGCUCGUAACACCAGCCACACUACACAGAGCCUACGACCGACCGCACGUAAUCGACAGAACUACACCCUGUCACACUGAACGAGCGAAGACGUCUGACAAUCGUUUGCGACCUACGAAUUUGCCCGUGACGUGAAAAUGUUGUCUGGUAUGGCAAAAUCGUGGCAUAAGACGGCUGAAUUUGUACAGUCUGUGGGGGGCUUAACAUUCUAGAUUCUUAGAUUCUAUAUUCUAAGAUUCUUUCUCACUCUACUCUCAACUCACUUGAAAAUGGCAUUCCUCACAGACACCUGUGUUGUCCUAAAACAGUGGGUGUGCAAGAAACGUAAUUAAGCUCUUUCAAAUUAUAAACGUACUUAAUGAUGUCCAAAGUUGAUGAAUGAAUUAGGAGUUUUGAGGAGGAUUGUAUGGUGGUAUAUUUAAUAGAUAUAUAUCAUGUAUGGCUCUGAGGCUUUCCGUCAGUAUGGCAACUUAAGCAAGUGUAUGGCUAAGUCAUAAAAUCCUACCAUAGGUAAACUACCUCAGAAGACACUGCACUCUGCUCAUUGCCAGUCCCUAUGUCUUAUUUAAAUAUAUAUCAGUACAAAUAAACUGUUUUUUCUGGACAAUAACUGCAAUUUCACAUAUCUAUGGCAGUGACAUAUAUGCUGAAGUCUUUUUACUGUGACAUCCAUACUUUGAACAAUCUAAUAUAUCUAUAUAUAUAUAAAUAUAUAUAUAUAUAUAUAUAUAUAUAUAUAUAUAUAUAUAUAUAUAUAUAUAUAUAUAUAUAUAUAUAUAUAAACUCAUAAUUAUUUGCACUGAUAUACAACAUUCCCUCAGAGUUACUUGUAUCUAUUUGAUGACGUAUAUUUUUGACAGACGAAUAACGCAAACUAAAACAGUGCCUUCCAACUUAUCGUAUCCUAAAUCAAGCGAAUACUGCAACUCUUGUGUCUCAAGGUUCAGCAACCUUGCCUACAGUAGCUGCAACGAGCCAAGUACUGUUUGUUCAUAGUGCGUAUGUGUACUUAUUACAUUACUAUUAACCUGGUGCCAUACAUCAUUUGGUUUCUGAACUUUGGUAUAACCAUGUAAAUAUGUGAAAAUAUAUUAUACCUGCUAAAUUUAUACAUUAUCAUUGUUCCAUCAUUCCACUCGUGUGUGUGUGUGUGUGUGUGUGUGUGUGUGUGUGUGUGUGUGUGACUAGAAGGGGGAGGCUUUAGUAAAACUACAGUGGUAGAGAUUCUGACCAUUUUUGUUUUAUAUCAUAUAGUUUGACAUCGUAUAGAGUGCAAUCUGGAUUUAAGCUCUCAAGCAACAGUUGUGUGACCCUGAACUACAGCAAAUGUAACAUUCAUCUAUAUAUUUUUGGGGGUUUGUUUUGUUUCCGAAAUGUGGAUUUUCAAAGCUCGCACACACACACACACACAAUGUUUUAUGUGGGGGGAUUACUUAACAAGAAUGUGAAAUCACUCAUAUGGUGCCACACCCACACCACUUUUAUUUGGUCACUGAUGAAAAUACCCAAUUAAGAAAUGAUCAUUCAAGCUAGAUGUUGCGGCAUGAUGCAUUGCCUCCAACCCGAGUGUUGUCUUAGUAAAGGUGUUUUAUGGAAGUAUAGUUAUAAGGUAGUCCUCAAUCAAUUGCGAACUGGCAACGGAUAAUCGUUUUUAUUUUGUUUUCUUUUUGUACAUGUAGCACAAUAGAGCAUUGCACUUGGGCGCCAUACUUUACCUCAUGUCAGAGAAAGAGUUGAAAAAAAAUGAAAAGUGUAAGUUAUAUAUCAUGGUGCCGUUACGUGAAGAGGAGGAAUAACUUGUGGUUUUGCUGCUGUUUCAAUUGCUGGUAUUUUACAAUUGUAUUUAAGAGGCAAUGGAUGAGGAAGAUACAAGUGUGCCCUACAGCAGGAUACCAUCUCAUGAAAGCACUGUAGUAAAAGAUAUCUGCAAUAGAUCGGGGGCUAAAAUGUAUGUGUUGUGUAUACCUUAAAUGUAAUUCUUUGAAUAUUGAAUUGUAAUGUAACCCACAAACUACCAUGUCCUCUGAAUUAUGUUUAGUCAACUAUUCCCCCCUUUAGUUAGAUUACAUUUGACUAGUUCCAUAUGGAGUAGUGCAUGUUCAGUAGAAACAGGUGCCCCUACCCCACUUUUUUUAUUAUGAUUUCAAUCAACAAAAAAAUAAAGAAACUAACAUUUUUUCCAGCCCCUAUACAUUUUUAAACAAGGGCUGGUAUAUUGGACAAGGAGUAAAGUGUAAAAUUAUUAUUUAAUUUUUUUUGAAAAUAAAAAUGUAUAACUUCUUGGAUGACAAAAUGUACAUUAAAUUAAAUGAAAAAAAUCAAAUGCACUCUUUAUAGCAGCAAGUUGCUUUAGCGAAGCCGGUGGGUAGUCUGGACAGAAAGGGACUUUUGGGAAUUAACUUGUGAGAAUGUCAUUGUCACCAAACAGCGGAACACCAGCAGAAUAGAACGGAAUGGAGUGGAACACUUGAUGAUGUACUGAUUUCAGUAUGGGGAAAUAUGGGCCAUCACAACCUGCAGCGGAAGUUUAAGGGACAUCGAAAAGAAUAAAAACUUCUCACUCAUGCUGUAAUACCAUGCUGCAGUGGUUUGAGGUCUGCACCUUAUGGAUCACAAUUACCUUUAAUAUUUGUUUUGGUUCUCUUUUGUAAUAAUUGUAGCCGAGUUUAUCUACAAUAAAGUAAUGGUAUGGUCGUUCA
Coregonus clupeaformis (lake whitefish) is the source of this 11851-nucleotide messenger RNA. Its product is annotated as endoribonuclease Dicer. Gene Ontology annotation, cellular component: cytoplasm; RISC complex; nucleus. NCBI's taxonomy places the organism in Eukaryota, Metazoa, Chordata, Actinopteri, Salmoniformes, Salmonidae. Bases 323 to 6604 code for a protein of 2093 amino acids. Gene Ontology annotation, molecular function: RNA binding; ribonuclease III activity; ATP binding. Gene Ontology annotation, biological process: apoptotic DNA fragmentation; siRNA processing; pre-miRNA processing. The transcript has 35 exons. The record is from RefSeq and is a predicted model, not a curated record.